Gasterosteus aculeatus aculeatus (three-spined stickleback) is the source of this 1993-nucleotide messenger RNA. Its product is annotated as CMRF35-like molecule 3. The record is from RefSeq and is a predicted model, not a curated record. Lineage: Eukaryota; Metazoa; Chordata; Actinopteri; Perciformes; Gasterosteidae. Gene Ontology annotation, molecular function: transmembrane signaling receptor activity. Gene Ontology annotation, cellular component: plasma membrane.
CCUGCCGUGAUAUCUCAACACAUUACAAGCCUAUAGUGCAGAAGUGAAUUGAAUCACAUCAUUGCAUGACCUAACCACAGAGAACACAUAAGAGGAAGUCCGCUAGUGUUGCACGCUUGUCUUCUGCUUAUCAUUGUUGCUCCUAUUUUCACCAUGAAGACAUCGGGGCUGUCUCUCGGCCUCCUCAACGCUCCACUUCUCUGUCUCUUCUGGCUAACGAAGCAUGCAGUGGCCUCGGCCCAGCUGUCGGCUCCAGAGGUGGUGACAGGCGCGUACGGAGGAUCCGUGGCGGUUCCUUGUCAGUACGACCGUCAGUUCAGAGACAACAUAAAGUACUGGUGCAGAGGACCGCUUUAUGAUCUGUGUCAAAUAGUGGCGGAAACACCCAGGAGGCGACCAGAAGAAAGGGGCUCCAUCGCAGACGAUAAGGAGGCCGGAGUCUUCACUGUGACGAUGGGUUCUCUCAGAGAGGCCGACAACGGGAAGUACUGGUGUGUCAUUGACCGUCCUGGAAGGGACAUCCACACCGGUGUCAAGCUCCUCGUCUCCCACACAGUGAUGACAACGACAACAACUCUUCUGGAGCCGGAUGUAACAAGUUGGUGGAUGACCCUGCGUUGGAUCUCCUUUAUUCUAAUGUUGUGUUGUUUGGUAUCAACACGCAUUGCUGAGUGGAAGACAACGGCUGCGAGGAAAAUACGGCGGCAACAAUUUCAAUAUCUAAACUCAAACAUCUAGGAUUGAAAGUCAUCUCUGAUUUAUUGUAUGAUUUAUACUGAGCCUACCAAACUAUUCCUUCAGUGGACAUUCUGUCAGUGGGUGAAUUUACACUGAGAGAUGAAAUUAGUCAAAAUGUGGCUUUCAGCUUAUUUUUUUCUUAGUAUAAAUUAUUAAAACCUCAGUGGAUUUUGGUGCCGGGGCCCAAGAUCACUUUGGUCCAGACUUUUGAAUAUGGAAUUAUCUUAUAAUUGCUGCCUCUGGAGAAGUGAGGCUGUUGGCUUUCAUUCAAUAUAUUUGCAUUUCUUAUGUGGGGCGUCAUAGAGAUAUAUUUACAUGUAUUUCUUAUUUAAAAUUGUAUUUUUAACCACUAGUUUAUCUGGGUUUUUUUAUCAAAUCUACCAGCAAUGUAGUCCUCCAAAUAUCUAAAAAGUUGCAUAAUCAUAACACAAAAAUGAAACCCCAACUCUCUCUAAACAUUGACCAACACUAAAGUUGAAUUGGGUUUAUGGCCUGCUACAUUGCUUUAUAAUCUAAGAGCGGAUUACUGUGGUAGAUAUUUCACACAAGUAUACCAGUAUGUAGUUAGAUUAUUUAUAAGUGCAACAGAUAGAGAGGAUUUGAUCUGUAAAAUAAGCUGCAUUGAUGUUUGCGCUUUAAACACAAGGAAAAGACACCGAGAGCCACAACUCAUACACCUCUGUGCUCUGGGUUGGAGGAAUGGGGUUUACGGGGCCCCGGUCAGGCACAUGUCACUGAUUACCCUCCUAUAAACACCCACAAAUCUAAAUUAUGUUAAAAUCCCCCAGAAAAUCCGACUUCUUCCCUCAAAGAGGCAGUGGUGAUUUGUGAACCUUGUCGAGCAGAUUUCAUUACCUUGCUGGUUGUAGCAGCAAGAUAUUGGAUAAUUGUGUCUGCUGGUCUGUGCUUUCAGACAACAGCACAUAUAACCGCAUAUAUUCACAGUUAGAUUAGACAAAUAUGUACAAUCUAAUGCAAUAAACCUUGUUUCUGCAAAGAAUGUAAUGUUCCGAGUAUUUAGUCUCUGGCGGUGCUGUAUUAGACUGCAUUAUAGGAUGUUGUUGUUCUGUCAGCCUCAUGAAUGUAAAUGAGAAACGCCUUUGAGGUCUUCUUCACAACCGACUCGUCCUAGAGCAGGAAAAGCACAAUUGUUACAAAUAACAUAAACAUUGACUUUGUUCUCUUCAUGUGCCCCAGUAAAGCAAUCGGUGUGACAGUGAGGCGGCAUGCAAUAAAGGAAUUCAGCUAUCGGUCA